AUGGAAUCAAGCAAUGCGGACAUCUCAAUUCUCGCGAUCGGCCGACCAGUAGCGUCUCAGCUCAAGGAGAAGCUUGAACGAAGCCUCCUCCGGCCGUCGACCGGCCAGCGAUAUCUACCGUCCGCCGUGCUGUGGGGAGAUGAUUCUGCACUGAAGCUCUUCGAAAAAUACUCGGCACUUCCGGAGUACUACGCAACAAGAGACGAAAUCAGCCUUCUCCAGCAUUGGAGCACUGACAUUGCCGGCCAUGUCGCUCCUGGCUCUGUCCUUGUCGACCUCGGCUGCGGCGACGUGAAUAAAGUCAAGCCAUUUCUGGACGCGCUAGAGGCAUCGCACAAACCUGUGAAGUAUUAUGCGCUGGACCUUUCAGAGCUCGCCUUGAAACGCAACCUCGAAAAGCUGCAGGCUGCCUGUUACAAACAUGUGGCAUGCAAUGGGCUUUGGGGAACAUUCGACGACGCUAGAAAGUGGGCGACAGAUGUCUCUGAGCCUAUCUGGUACAUGUCGCUCGGUUCCAUCUUCGGCAACGACGAAUUCGACGUUGCCGUCCGGGACCUCCGUACAUGGAGCAAUGCCAUGCGACCUCAAGACUACAUGUUGCUCGGGGUUGAUGGGUGCCCUGACAAGGAGCGGAUUUGGAGGUCUCUGAACACUCCUAUCCCUGGCAUGCCGAACUUGGUCGAACAUGGCUUGGCUCUUUCGAACACCAUACUGGGUCACACAUGGUAUCGCCCCGAGGAGUGGGAGGUGUUCGGCGUCUGUGAACAGCUCGGUCCAGUAUGCACGCAUCAGUGGGUGAUCCGUGCCCUCAAAGACACAGCUUGCGACGCAUUGGGAUUUCACGCCUCGAAAGGCGACGAGAUUUACACUGUGAAGUGGUUCAGAUGGGGUCCAGACGGCAUGAAGAAGCAAUUUGACCAUUCCGACUUCGAGCAGGUGGCUUCAUGGAAAUCCCCUACCGGACCUGUUUAUCAAUACUUGGUCAGGCCCGCCAAAAUGGCUAAUUAG
Molecule: messenger RNA, 1008 nt
Organism: Purpureocillium lilacinum
Lineage: Eukaryota; Fungi; Ascomycota; Sordariomycetes; Hypocreales; Ophiocordycipitaceae
Source: RefSeq, a predicted model, not a curated record